Molecule: messenger RNA, 4200 nt
Organism: Exophiala spinifera
Lineage: Eukaryota; Fungi; Ascomycota; Eurotiomycetes; Chaetothyriales; Herpotrichiellaceae
Exons: 2
Coding region: 1-4200 (1399 amino acids)
Biological process (GO): mitotic spindle assembly checkpoint signaling; protein phosphorylation; meiotic sister chromatid cohesion, centromeric
Molecular function (GO): protein kinase activity; ATP binding
Source: RefSeq, a predicted model, not a curated record
AUGGCCGUGCCUGUGGCAGCAGACAACGACCUGAUUAACUUCGACAUCAUAGAAACACAUAAGGAAAACAUACAGUCAUUACCCGGUGGCCGGUCAGCAAAGCAACUCGCCGCUAUCCUCACACCACGCCCAUCUGGCAGACCAGGCUUACAGCCUGAACCUACGCUGAACGAGACCAAGACCCUGAACGACGCGAUCCGACAAGAGUACGAGAUUGAGCUGCAGUCAAUAGCAGAUGCUGAUGAUCCACUGGAUAUCUACGACCGAUAUGUGAAAUGGACGCUCAAUUCAUAUCCCUCUGCCCAGGCGACACCACAGUCGCAGUUACUGCCUCUUCUCGAGCGAGCAACGAAAGCCUUUCUUACCUCUUCACUCUACAAGAAUGAUCCACGGUACCUGAAGCUGUGGCUGCACUACAUUCGGCUAUUUUCUGAUAGCCCUCGGGAGACAUUUGCGUUCCUUGCUCGACAUGGCAUUGGUGAUGCGCUCGGACUCUUCUACGAAGAGUUUGCCGCUUGGCUAGAGGGCGCAGGGCGCUGGGUACAGGCAGAUGAAGUAUUCAAGCUUGGUAUUGAAAAAGAAGCGAGACCGACCGAGAGACUGAUCCGGAAAUACAACCAGUUCCAACAACGAUUUGAGGCGAGACCACAGACAGAUAACGAACCAAGCUCUCCCGCUCUUCCAACAGUGCGGCCUGCAUUGGCAGCAAAGAUUGACCCUUUUGCUUCGUCGCAUAGAGGCAACGAUGGUCAGGCGCCACAGCAGCAGCAGAAUGGUGCUGCUGCCCGCGCCGCAAAUUCUUCUCGCUCUGGCAAGCCAAAGAUGGCGAUAUUCUCAGAUGCCGACAAUGCUGCACCCCCUCCCGCAUCAACCUCGACGAAUGGUUGGGAUAACAUUGGCUCGAUCAAGGAGCGGAAGAAGGAAAACACCAUCGAAGCUAGACCUUGGGCUGGUGAAAAGAUGAAAGCAGGAGGCCGAGUAGGGACAGUACCAAAGAUGGAGAUUUUCAAAGACCCGUCCUUACAAGCAACAAGCAGACCGCAAGAAUCUGUUCAGCGGCCUGGAGAUGUCGUCAAUCCACGGACCGGCCGAAUAGAGCGUGUGUUUGUCAAUGUUGAAGCCAUCUAUCCCAGCAACGACCAAGAAUUCAGUUUCGAGGAGUUACGAGCUAUGUCGCGAGGGUGGCUCCAUAGAGACUGGCGGCAGCCGGAGGAACCAUCAUCGGGGACUCCUUUGAAAAUUCUUUCUGCAAACGGGCGCUCUCCACGAAAAUCCAGAUCCAAAGGUAGCAAAGCUCAGGAGCAGGAAGAUAUUGAGAACCUGAGCGAAUCAUUCCAGGAAAAGGUUGAUCUGAACGACACCUCUCAGGGUAGCCUCAGCGGUCAUGAUGUUUCAACACAAUCCAUGGUUGGGAUGCCAGGAUCACAGACGCUAUCUCAACCGCAAUCGCAAAGCCAGCAGCCGAGAGAUAAGAAGUACAAGAUCCGAGAAGUGAAGCAGGAAACACAGACAGUCAAGCUCCGUCUUCAGUCACCCACGGGCAAGAAACUCAAGAGGAAGAACACAGCCGAGCCAACGAUGACUUUCCACUCGAAAGCUGCAACAAAUGAGAUUUAUGACAUGUUCAAUCAGCCACUUCGUAAAUCAGAAGUAACCAAGGAUGAUACUCAAAGUGGUGAGGAGGCAGAAUUUGCUGAAGAUGUAGACGAUGGGUACAGCACGACAGGGGACGCCGAGAGCACCGGCACUGGAAGGGGGUUUGGAGCUGACAGUGAAUAUGGCGAUGAUACUUUGGCUUCACAAUUUGAUCACACUGAAAGCCAGAGCCAAACACAAACUCACAGUCAGCCCGAAAGUGUGUCUCCUUGGUCAGAUUUCACAGCCAGCAAGCACGUGCCACGGCUUGACUCUCGGAAUACUUCAUCUAGCAAGACCUCUCUUUCCUCAAACAAAGCUCACACCAAGACGAAGCUGAAGGACAAACACAGACACGCAAUGGCUGACGAUGUGACUGAAGGUCUAGCUUCCUCAAGUCAAAAUGCAACACAAACAUCCGGUCUCGGUAGUGGUUUUGACACACAAGCUAUUGCUGCUAUUGCCAACUGCAAUUUUGACGACAUGGACACCAAAGCCAUUGCCAUGAUUGCUGGGGAUGUUGACGAUGAAGAAGAGGACGAUCUUGAAAUCCAAGAUCCAUUGCACGCAUUAUCACACUCUGAGACAAAGGGCGCGGCUGAAGAAGGAGGAAUCGCUGAAGAGGAUCAAGAGACUGUACAUGAGGAUGACACCAGAGACAAUCUCUCAACACCUGUGGAUGAUGUCUUCACGGAGCAUCGCGAGAUUUCCCACAAGCCUCGCUUCAUUCCGCUUCCACCGGAAGACUACGAGCCUACUCCGGUGAGGCCGUAUCGAGACCCUGCCCUCGUCGCCCAAAACAAGCUGCCAUUCAUGACGCCAAUCGUCGAGAGAACUGAGAGUUCCCUUGCACCAUCGACCGUGUUCAAUGACCCAGACUACUUCACGUCGAAGACUCCGAGCAGAUUGCAACGAACUUACGAGAGCCCUUCUCAAGUGCAGAUCGACAAGCUCUUAUUGAGUAGUCCUCAGCAACAAGAUGGCACACCUCCUUCUUCUGGUAAAAGAAAGUACGAACAUACCGGUAUCACAGAAGAGGAGGCUGCGAGUUGUUCUCCACGUCAGAGAAAGGCCCCUGGACGAGGUCGCCCGAAUCCAAACGGUCACAUCCCUUUCCCUAUCGCCAAAGCCAGUCCAGCUUCGACCAAGGAUGAAGAGUCUCUCUUCAAGACCCCUGCUGUUCCAGACCAAUCGCCGGCGAGAAGCAUCACCCAAUCUGUCGUAAGGCAUAAGGGUCCGGUCGUAGCUGACUUACAAUGCAACCCAUGCGACGACGUCAUCCGACAGCAGAUUCUCACCGCCGUGUAUCCUCCGCUUUCGUCCUACGUUGGAUACCAUGAUCAUUCGGCGGAAGCACUCGGUCAGUACUCUGUGCUAAAGUCCUAUGCAGACAAGUUGUUGAAAAGCAAAGCCAAAGGUAGUCCACGGAAAAGCCAGGGAAGCAAAGACGCAGCUAUCAAAGCAGUGCCGCCUCUGCUCAAAUUCACAGGUGCUUCUCGCGUCUAUGCUGUGAAGCGUGAGUUGGGUGCAGGUGCCUUCGCGCCUGUCUACCUCGUCGAAAGCUAUGACCCGAACGAGAAUGCGCUCGCCAUAGCCGAUGAUGUGGAAGACAAGGAGAGCUCUAGCCCGAAGAAGUCAAUGGAUUCCACCCGCCAGCCUCUUGAAGCGCUCAAGACCGAAACUCCUCCUGGCACUUUGGUCUGGGAAUUCCACAUUCUCCGCACUGUUCGUCAACGUCUAGGCUCUGCCGCGCGGACGAUGCAGUCAAUCGUCCUUGCGCACGAAUGCCAUCUCUACCGCGACGAGGCGUACAUUGUACUCGAGUACAGUCCACAAGGUACAUUGCUUGACUUGGUCAACCUCGCACGGAACGAGAAUAUGAAGGCCGGCAAACCUGCCGAAGGUCUCGACGAGGUGCUUGCCAUGUGGUUCGGCGUUGAACUACUGCGGAGUCUGGAAGAUCUACACCAUGUAGGAAUCCUGCAUGGCGAUCUCAAGGGUGACAACUGCCUCGUCCGCUUCACCGGAACUGAUGUCACCGGCCCAUACGAGCCUCUUGGUGGAUCGGGUUGGAAUGACAAGGGAUUGAAACUCAUCGACUUUGGUCGUGGCAUCGAUACAAGGAUGUUCAAGGCAGGCGCCCAAUUCAUCGCCGACUGGCCUAGCUGUGCGACUGAUUGUGCCGAGAUUCGGGAGUGUAAGCCGUGGAAGUGGCAGAUUGAUUAUCAUGGUGCGGCGGGAGUGAUCCACAGCUUGCUAUUUGGGAAAUACAUCGAAACAAUCCCUGUCGGUGGCAGUCUUGGUCCGGGACAAAAGAAGGAAUGGAAACUCAAAGAGAACUUGAAGAGAUACUGGGAGAAGGAGAUCUGGACCGAGGUGUUUGGCGUGCUGUUGAAUCCUGCCACGGUGCAAGAUGGCGAGGAGAUGCCGAUCCAGCGCAAUCUCAAGCAGGUGAGGAUGCGAAUGGAAAAGUGGUUGACCGAGGAAGGCGAGAGAGGCGGAAGAGAUCUCAGAGGUGCUUUGAGGAAGAUGGAACGUCUUGUGGCGGGAAACAAGUCGGCAUGA